GUUUACCAGCAGCAAUGCUAAAAUUGAAUAAGAAAACAGCCUGCUCACUGAUGUUAGACCUCGCAGCCAAUAGGAAUUGACAGAGGGUAUCACGUGCUUUUGAGGCGCGCGAGACAGGUUGCUAUGGGAACAUCCACACAGCUUCUCUGUGGUAGAUCUGAGCAGCGGCUCCAGUAAUGGCUGUUCUGGAGAGUUUGGAAGUGAGGUGGGUUCAAGGAAUCACCAGCAGCAAUGUUGAAUUUGUGGAUAAGAACACAGCCUGCUACAUAUGUGGGAAUUACAUAGUUUUUCUCAACAUAAAGACAAGAAUGAGGAAUAUGCUUCAGUCUCCAGGCAGUGGCAUUGGAUCCUUUACAGCAAACAGCUUUUCCAGGACUCUAGCACUUUCUGAACAGAAACUUCAUCCAUCCAUAUUUGUUUACAGUUACCCUGAGCUUUCCUUACGAUGUGAACUUAAAGGCACAGCUAAACUGGCUUACACAGUGUUGGCACUGAGUGAUGCAGGUCCAUAUUUAGCCUGCUGCUCGUCUCUACCUGAUUACACCAUUACAGUGUGGAACUGGGAAAGUGAAGCUCCAGUUUGUACCCAUCCACUGACUGAAGAGGACAUUUCAACUCUAGCUUUUAAUCCAGUUAACUGGCAACAAAUCUGUGCAGCGAACUCAAGAUCUGUAACAGUCUGGAAUAUUGAGAAAAGUAAUGAUGUUCAUAUAAUGCAACCCAGUGUAGUUGACCUCCCUGCAGCUGAUGGUUCUGCUGUUGUGCGAGAAGUGAUCUCCUCUCAUGGCUCCAAUGGGAAAUUGACAUACUAUGGUCCUCAGAUGCCAACUUCAGCUAUUGCGGGUCUCAGUGGUGACCGGGCGGAAAACUUUGUGCCCCAGGGUCAAGUGAAAUCAAGACUUUGCCCAAGUGCCAUCUGCUGGUCGGCCUCCUCACAGCUGUAUGUGGGAACCAGAGAAGGUUUUCUGCUGCUAAUAAACUCUGAAACUCUGCUUGUCACGGUUCUCUACAAGACACUUAUUGAGGGAAAUCCUUCAAAUGAACUAGUCGACUGUAUGGGUCUGCUUAUGCAAGAAGGCAGUUUCCAGAGCCUGGCACUGUGCAGUAAUGGGAUCUUUACUACAGGAACUGAUUGUGUUUUACGAAACAUCCAGAUUAAAGGGAAUCAGGUUGAGGUUGUAAAGACGUUGGCUAUGGAGGAAGCAGCCUCCUUCCUGUGCUGUUCACCUGAUUAUGAAACACUGCUGCUCUCUUCCCCCACUGGAUGCAUAUACAGAUACAAACCAGGGCUUGCAGACAAACCUGUGAAGGUGCUGGAUGUUCUGAAUGGAGACUUUGUGGCUGCUGCUCCAUUAUACACUGAAAAUAACAUCUGCGUGUCAGUCAGAGAGUCUGGAGAGCUGCAGCUGUGGUCACUGGAUGCAGGAAUCUGUAUUGCUUCCAUCUCUUUGCAGACAAAUGUGACCAGCUUGGCGUGUUGCCCGAUUGCCCAGUAUGUUGCAGUGGGUACAGUGACUGGGCAUGUUCUGUUUGUGGAACUCACAAGAAAGGAGGAACCUCGACUGGUUCAUAGUGUUCACCUCUACCAGGUGCCUGUCAGUCAUUUAGUGUUUGAUCAAGGAGGCAAUGUCUUAAUCACAGGAGCAUCAGAGCCUCACAUAUUUGUGCUGGAUGCACGACCAUCAAAAGCGUUUGAGGUGAUUGGGUACACAGUAACAAUAGGUGCCACUGUGAGCCUGUCCACCCAGUUUGUAAAAGAGAGCAAACAGAUAAAGGUGCUGGUGCUUUGUGAUGGAGAAAAAGAGGAAAGAAAAAACAAGGAACAUAAAGAGGGGAAUGUACUGCUGCUGCUCUCAAUAUCUCUGCAGCAGGUCACAGUUUCAGGAAGCUGUGUGGACCUGCAUGGUGCCCUUCGUGAAGAUGUUCUUCACAGCUGUGUGUAUGAGACUCCAGACUAUUUGUCUUCAUGUGUUCUGGGUACUAGAAAAGUCUUUGGCUAUUGUCAGCAAAAGAAAGUCCUGCAGAUAUUCCAACUUCCAGAGCUUGCAAGUAAAUCAUCCAGCACAGAGGAACCUCUUCAGCUGACUCCAGAGAAAGAGACAGAAGGGCAUCCUCUGGGCCCUGCGAUUGUGAAUCUAUCACCCCACCAGGACUGGCUGGCCUCUGUCGGCAGAGAUGGACUGCUACGCAUCUGUGAUGUCUCCAGUCUGGAAAUAUAUGUGCAACAUCAGUGCCACUCUUCCUGGCUGGGAGGAGUUUGCUCUGUGUCUUUUACACCUGACAGUCAAACAGUCAUCACCACUGGCCUUCGAGAUGGCUCUCUGGUCUGUAGUAAGCUCAGGUUAAAGACAUCUGGAAACAGUAAAGCAAACACAGCUACCCAGUACAGACUGUCCAUGGUGGAAUCCUUUGAGGAGUUAAUAUUAUCUGAAAACCCUGUGCUCAGCCGCAUGACUGACUUGGAAUUACAGGCUCCUCACACACCUCACACAGCUGAGGUCAGUGAAAGCAGUCACGUAACCAACAAGGAUGAGAGCAAUAUGAGUCAGCCUUCUGCAUCUUCAUCCCAUUUCACAUGGCUGGAUGAGAAGCUAGAUGCGGUACUCAAAGAGGAGAGCCAGCAGUUUGCAGGAAACAGGGAGAGCAUCAGGAAUGGCCUUAAGGAACUGAGAGAAACAAUUCAGGCUAUGAUGCAGGAGAAUGAGUCUCUGCCAGACAUGGAGAAGCUGGAGCUGCAUGAGUUUAACCUGGACGUGGAGGAGCAGAAGAGACUGCAGGCUGAGGGAGAGCAGGAGGUUGACAGGGUACGAAAGGAGAUUGAGCUGGAAAAUCUGGCUAAGCGCUAUCAACGUGAGGUUCUUAAGAAAGAAUUUUGGGACCAGAUGAAAGUCAAGGGGAAAGCCAUUAAGGCCUUCCACAGUGAGCAUGAAGUGCAGAAUUACCCUAUGAAGGAACGCACAGCAAAGGAGCUGGAAGAGCUUCAUCGGGUGGAGACUAUCCGACAGACUGAACUAUCUGAAUCAAAUCUUCAACAAGAGACUUCCGAAGAGAAAAGCAAGCCUCCAGUAGAGGGAGAGGAGAAGGAUGAGGCAGAAGGAGAUGCAGCACAGAGCUUAGCUUUAACAGGCAGCCUGAGUCCUCAAUGUGGGGGUUUUAACCCUUACUUGUACAGCCAAAUCAGCAUUCAGACCAGAGAGCAGAAACUUAAUCAGAUCACCCUGCUACAGGAUGUUAUCUACAAAGUGAAAACUGCUUUUAAUGAAGAAUUUGAGGCUGUGUAUAAGCAGAAGGAGCAGGAGAUCAGCCGUGUAAGAGACAGGAACAAGCGCAUCACUGACAUUAUGACUGAGCUGGAGGUGCAGGAGGUUCUGUGGGAGCCAACUCUUACUGACAAUGAAAGACCAGAGAGAGCACUGACCGUCAGUGACUCUGAGAUAAAGGUAGAGAAAUAUCUGACCCCUGAGCAGAUGGAGAGAGAGGAGCAGCAGAGAAAAGAAGAGGAGCAGAGGCAGCUCGCAACAAAGGGGGACAAUAUCAGAGACAGAGCGCUGGUUUAUAUGAUGGAUGGGGUGCUUGAGCUUAAGAAAGAGGACAUUCUAAGAAUGGAAGUGCCACAGCCUGAAUUCAUGACAAAGCCAGAGGUACAGUGGACAGAGGAGGAGAGAAGAAGCUACAAAGAAUAUGAGAAAAAGACUAAGGAGCUCAGAGAAGAGCAGGAGAAAUACCGAAAGAUCUUGGAGGCAGAGAUAAAAAAACUGCAGACAUCCAUUAAAGAUGCCACUCAGGGUUUUGAUGGAACACUCAGUAAGCUGUUUGAAAAGAAGGUGAAAUCAGACAUGGCUGUACAUCAGGAGGAGCUAAAGAUUGCCAAUUUAGCCUAUUCCUUAAUGAUUGAGGAAGAGAUCCUGAACAGAGAGAAACAUCUGACCUACAAACUGGAGAUGGCAAGAAUUCUUAAGAAUGACAUGGGGGAAGGUCUUAAAAGACACAGAGAGGAUGUGGAGGAGUUUCAGAAGAUAUAUGACAUCGCUGUAGCUGAUGAUAAACUUCUUGACAAAGGAUUUCGCAAAGAGUUUGCUGAUGUUCCCAGAUAUUUGGUUGACCAGCUCUACAAGCUUUACAAGCGCAGACCCAGGGUGCAGAGGUUUAGGACUCAGACUGACAGCACAAGCCCGUCCUCCAUCAGGCCUCUGUUAGGCCAAGCAGCAGCAGAGGGAUCCCUGGAUAUGAUGAAGGCCAUGGAGGAGUUGGACGCUCCAGAGCACAUGCCGGAGGAUCUGGACUUACCUGUCUGGGAAAGAUUCUGCUUAGCCAGGAGAGCUAAAGUGGAGAGUGAACAGCAGGUGAAGAUGAAGGCAUUGACCUUAGCAGAGAUGCAGGCUUUUCUACAGAACCGAACAGAUGAGGAUGAGAACCUGCAAAUGGAAAUAAAGACUCUAAAUAAUGAGCUCAAUGGCUUGCGUGAAGAGAGAAUGAGGUUCUGCCGGGACCCUAUGGUGCAGAUUGUGAUAAAGCAGGGCCAGGUUGAGCUGGAGUCUGGAGACUUCAUUGCAGACUACUCUGAUGCUGUGCUGCUCCACCGCAGUGUUGUUGAGGAACUGAACAGCGUAAUUAGGGCUUUAGGAGAGCAGAAGAUUGCAGGCAUGAUAGAGCGCAAAGAAAUCCGUAAGGGGAUCAUCCAGCAGGAAUGGGAGCACAAGAGGAUGACUAUGCAGAUGGAGGAUCUCAGCAACAAAGCCAAAGACAUUCAAAGACUUCAUCUCAAUCAGGAGAUUCAAGAGUACCUGAGUGAGUCAGACUAUGACAACAGAAUGUCAAAGCAGGUGUCUGCUCUAGAGAAGACCUCAACAUUACAAGAGAAGACUUAUCAGAAGAAAAUUGAGAACUGUAAGAAGCUGAUAAAGCAGCUGAACAGACAGGCUGUGCUGAAGAAGGAGAAGUGUGCAGCUCUUGACCUGCAGGUGGUCAGCAUGGAAGUGGCUGUUGCAGAAAGAAGAAAAAUCUACGAAGCAACAGCAACAGAGGAAAGCCAAGAAGAUGAAGUAAAGCAGCGCUAUCAGGACAUCCUGCGGAGGAAGAAGCUUUUGAAUUUGGCCGAAGCACAGACCGAGGAACUGGCUGCACUGAGAGCUGAGGUGGAACGCCUGCGGAGAAAGACAUUCCCUGCUCUUACUCCACUUAAACCCAACUGAUAGUUUAAAUGUAGUUACCAAAAGUGUAAAAGAGUAGAAUAA
Molecule: messenger RNA, 5234 nt
Organism: Astyanax mexicanus (Mexican tetra)
Lineage: Eukaryota; Metazoa; Chordata; Actinopteri; Characiformes; Acestrorhamphidae
Gene: cfap43
Product: cilia and flagella associated protein 43
Exons: 38
Coding region: 177-5192 (1671 amino acids)
Biological process (GO): sperm axoneme assembly; cilium assembly
Cellular component (GO): axoneme
Molecular function (GO): protein binding
Source: RefSeq, a predicted model, not a curated record